Molecule: messenger RNA, 2145 nt
Organism: Haemonchus placei
Lineage: Eukaryota; Metazoa; Nematoda; Chromadorea; Rhabditida; Trichostrongylidae
Source: the annotation of a GenBank genome assembly
AUGCACCCCGACGAAGGGAUCUUACCCCUCACGGUGUUCAAGAUCUCUCCAGUAGAGCAGGCUCGGUUCGCCGACCGUCUCGGCCAUUUUGACAAUUUUCACAGGGACCCUGUUGGGUCGAAACGAAGAUUAGCUAAGAUUUGCAAUGCCGCUUGCUCGGCAUUGGCCGCCGUAAAUGCGGCAAGGGAUGACAAGCACACGCACUGGGAAGUGGCUUUCGUUGUCACCCCGGUUUGGCCCCCCCUCCGUAUCCAAAUAACGCUGAGGAAUAUGGCAUCAGAGGCUGGAUGGUCAACUGGCCGACACGCGAUCAUCUGGGUGCCAGGAGCUUUGAACCUCAUUAAAAUGAAGCUGGUCUCGGUAGAAGCGAUUUCUCCGCGCAAAGAAGUCAGAGUCAUCCUGCAGGCCUUCACAUGGUCGCAUGAACCGCUCAAGCGGCUGGUUCAGCGGUUCGGGCGGGAUGUACCAGGGUCCCGAGCCUUCGACGUAUGCGUCCGUCUCGGCAAAUCCACAAAGUCGGCAAACCCGGUGUAUGAUACUGUGGCACGGAUGGACGUUUUCGACAAUGUGAUGCCGCGCACCCUGGCUGACCAGCUGAUCACCAUCCUCUAUGCGAACCAGCGACUUGGCACUAGCGAUGAGCCUCAUCUUAAGUCUCUUCCACCACCCUCAGGCGAGGAACGCUCCUUCCGCGUUAAAGGACGUUCAGUAGCACUCACGCCUGACCAACGGGUCGCAGUUCGUGUCGGAACCGGAAAAAUUCCCCUGGUGGCCAUACAGGCUGCGUUCGGAACCGGGAAGACCCUCGUCGGAGCCAUAAUAGCUGCGUUGCUAUAUGGGGACAGCGAGAGCAUAGUAAUAGUGACGACCUCAACUAACGCAGCAGUGGCCCAAUUCACGGACACAUUACUGUCUCUUGAGGAUUUUCCUCAGAUGCGAGUGGUGCGGCAUAUCUCUGACACAGCGGCGGCCGAUAACUUGACUCCGACUCCUGUUGACCUUAGUAAGGUACUGAAGUCGCUGGGAAGUGACUUCAAGGACCAGUUGUCGGAGGAAGAUCUCGAGAGGUGCGAGCUGUUUAAAGGGUAUCGCGACAUUAUUGAAAGUUAUAUUGAGCAUCCGGAAGCGAUCCCCAAUAUGACGGACGACCAGAAGGACGAGUAUGAGAUCGCGGAACAGUACGUUUCGCGUAUGCUCAAGCGCAUGGUGAAGAUCAUGUUCAGAACAAGGCGUCCUUCGGUCCUCUGCAUGACAACAUCAUCCCUUUUGAAUUCCACCGGUCGCAAGGGGAUCUUCAAAUCCUACAUACGCGACUUCAGGGUAGUAAUUGGGAACGAGGCGUCGCAGAUCCCGGUGCCGGCUCUUCUCACGAUCGCUAGCCGUCUUCCACACGCUCGCCAGGUUUAUAUAGGGGAUGUGCACCAGCUCGCUCCGCACGUUAAAUGCCAACCGACGUCCAACCCGGCCGUCCACGGAGCGCGCAGUGUCAUGGACUUGCUCCUCCACGCCCCAGCAGUACCCGUAGCGCCGCUCAUCACCACCUUCCGCGCUCACCCGGCACUGCUGGCUCUCCCCAACCGCAUCGCAUACGAUGGGCAGCUGGUCAGCGGGACCCCUGUGGAGGCCCGUAGUCUCCUUGUGUCGAGAAUGUACUUACCGACUCCUGAAGUCCCGUUCAUCUUUGUAAAUGUAGCGGGCAAAUCGGCGAAGGCCCCUAGUAUGCCCCAUUUUAAUGAAAAUGAAAUUUCAGCAUGUUUAGGCGUUUUGCGCAAGCUCCUGGGUUUGGGUAUCGCCCCGCAGGACAUCUGCGUGAUUACCUUUUACAGGGAGCAGUAUCGUCAGAUGAAGCCGCACGCCGAGCAGUACAACGUCGAGCUCACCACCGUGGACUCCGUUCAGGGCCGAGAGGAAGAGGUUGUUCUUUUGCUCACUACAAAAACUAAUUUUAAUCCAGAUAAGGCCACCUUCAUCAACGACUACCGACGCCUAAAUGUGGCUACCACCCGCUGCCGCUAUGGCCAGUUCGUUUUUGGGCAUGCGAAAUCGCUCCGGGCACUGCCGACAUGGAACACCCUGCUGCAAUGGGCUUAUUCACUCCGCGCCGUCGUCACUCAAUCGCAAGCACUCCGGUACUUUGAUCCGUGA